GUUUUCCCCGCGCAGAGCACCCUGGGAGAACUGACGUCAUUUUCCAAAAUGGAGUCAAUCUUUCACGAAAAGCAAGAGGGCUCACUGUGUGCCCAGCAUUGCCUCAAUGCUCUACUGCAAGGUGAGUACUUCACGGCAGUGGACCUGGCCUCGUUUGCCCAGCAGCUGGAUGAGGCUGAGCGUGAGAGGAUGGCAGAGGGAGGAACAACAACAGCAGAGUACCAGCACUUCCUACAGCAACCAUCUUCAAAUAUGGAUGACAGUGGCUUCUUUUCCAUCCAGGUAAUCAGUAGGGCGCUGGAAGUGUGGUGCCUGAGACUGGUACCAAUAACAAGUCAGGAAUACCUGGAGACAUCUGAACACCCCACACAAGAGGAAGCUUUCAUUUGUAACUUCCGUGAACACUGGUUGUCCAUCAGGAAACUGGGAUAUCAGUGGUUCAACUUGAACUCCCUUCUGAUUGGUCCUGAGUUAAUAUCUGACACCUACUUGUCACUCUUCUUGGCACAGCUACAACAAGAAGGCUACUCCAUUUAUUCUGUACGAGGAACUCUCCCAGAGUGUGAAGCAGAUGGAAUCCUGAGAAUAUCUCCAGCUGUGCAACUGGAAAGACCCAAACUCAUCAGUGAAGUGAACAAACAGAGAGAGAAAGACGAGGGGAGAUUGAGUGAUGCCAGUACCGGGGGGCAGUCUAGUCAGGAGGAUGACCCAGACUUGGCUGAGGCUCUGAGAAUAAGUCGGCAGGAGAAUGAGCUGGACGACAAGUCACUACAGGAGGCACUAAGACUUAGUAUGCAAGGUUAUCUAGAAAGUGUUCCCCAGCAAGGGCAGGACCAUGCCCCAGAGUCAUCUGGUGCCAGUAGCAGUGCACCCCCCUCCCACCCGACAAAGGAACCAGACCCUGUUGACCUUGAUGAGUUGAGGCGGCGGAGACAGGCUUUCUUUGAAAGACAACAGACCAACCCUGAAUCUCCAGAAAAAGGACCACCUGCAGAGCCACCCCAGAACAAACCAAAUUCCAUAGAGAAUGAUGUUUCCCCGGUGGACUCUUUACCUGAUGAGGACUCCAGCAGGGAGGAACCAGCCGUGUCAGAGAUGACAGAGGAUGAGAUGCUUCAAGCAGCGCUGAAGAUGUCGAUGGAGGCAACUCAGCAGGACACCGACCAAUCACAGGACACCAAUUCUACCUCGUAACACCGGGAAUAACUUCUUCCCAACCACCCCUCCAGUGUCAUGGAUUUUCCCACAUCCUGCAUUGGUGUGGUUCCAGUCUUCCAAAGCUGACCUUCAUAGCAGUUUUCAGCUGGCAUCUUGUCUUGUUGUUUUUCUGCACAGGAAACACAUUUAAUUCUCUGUACUUACUAGUUCAUGGGAGUAAACAAUGAUUGGCAUCAGAUCAGUGGAGAAAUUUAUUACAAAACAUUUAAUUUAGCAAUUCAGAAAACAGUCAUAACUGGCAAAAAAAUGGCAAAGCACAGACUAGAGACUGCUGUGGAGGUCAUUCCAAACCUACUGUCUGAGUUAUGACUUAUGUAACCAUGACACAAAUUGAACAAAACCAUAACCUUAAGUCUCGUCACUCUCUUCACACCAGAUAUCUUUGCAAGUCAUCUUAUCAAUGGUGCUCUUUGUAAUGGAUUCCCAUGUAUGAAUCAAGCACAAUUAGAUUAUGUAUAAAAGAGAACUUUCUUGAUAUACGUACAUGUAACUGAACUAACUGCUGGGUAGUUGAAGAUCACAGGGGAGCAAAAUGUUGCAGUCCAGAUAACAUAUUUCUGUUCCAUCAAACGGUAGCUACUGGUAGUAUGGUUAAUCUACACGCACAUUGGCUACACAGACCUGAUUCUGGGAUUACAUGACAUACAACAUGUAGAGUCUAAUACUGUUGACACCAUCUUAAGAACAUCCACAUUCUGUGUGAAAAGUCUCAGGGUGGAUUAUUGUACUUAAGCUUGUGUUUUAUGUUAUUUGCAGCUUCUUCUCUAUAGUAAAGAUUUCACUAUUUUAGUAAAGAUACUUGACAAUACUUCUGACAUAAUAAAGUCAGCCAUUUAUGUGCUAGCAAAGAUGUUAUGUUUUACUGAGAUUCUGUUCACAAAGUUGUUGAUUAAAAGGUUUAUUAUGGCAAAUCUGUUAUAUUUUUUUUAUCAAGCAAACUUAGUAAAAACAAAUAAACUCAGCAGACAGAGAAGUUGUAUGCUUUCAGAUUGAUUUUAAUGACAUUGAAGCAGUUACUGGAACUAUCUAAGAAAGUAUCGGUUGUACACGUGAACCUCUUAUCAUCAGAGGCUUCUAAAGAACACUUGGAGUUAUAUAUACAGGUGUCUGGUUGUGUUACACAGAAGUAAACUUCUUAUAUAUAUAUAUAUCACCAGGGGCUUGUUCAUUAAGUAGUUUUACAGAACACUUGGAGUUAGAUGCCUGAUUGUGUUACACAGAA
Branchiostoma belcheri (Belcher's lancelet) is the source of this 2440-nucleotide messenger RNA. Its product is annotated as ataxin-3-like. The coding region runs from base 49 to 1194 and encodes 381 amino acids. Gene Ontology annotation, cellular component: nucleus. Gene Ontology annotation, molecular function: cysteine-type deubiquitinase activity. Gene Ontology annotation, biological process: protein deubiquitination. The transcript is spliced from 11 exons. NCBI's taxonomy places the organism in Eukaryota, Metazoa, Chordata, Leptocardii, Amphioxiformes, Branchiostomatidae. The record is from RefSeq and is a predicted model, not a curated record.